GGCUGAAUGGUCUAGCGGUAUGAUUCUCGCUUUGGGUUCUACACCACAACUGCGAGAGGCCCCGGGUUCAAUCCCCGGUUCAGCCCAUUUUUUUGGUUUUUUUGCUCUUUGGUUACACAAAUACCUAGGGGGAAUGCUGGACUUUUAUUUUGCUGGCGGGCUUGCAUGGCUCUCAGUUGAAAAAGGAUAAAACGCUGCUUAUACAUUUGGUUAAAAGAACACAAUGAAUUGUUGACAGAUUUGACUUACAAUAGGUACCUAGGUACCUGGAUACUUUAAAUACCAGUUUAACGUCGAGC
Molecule: messenger RNA, 299 nt
Organism: Aaosphaeria arxii CBS 175.79
Lineage: Eukaryota; Fungi; Ascomycota; Dothideomycetes; Pleosporales
Exons: 1
Coding region: 20-190 (56 amino acids)
Source: RefSeq, a predicted model, not a curated record